This is a messenger RNA of Salmo salar (Atlantic salmon), 2752 nucleotides long. RefSeq lists its product as uncharacterized. Gene Ontology annotation, biological process: regulation of transcription by RNA polymerase II. The record is from RefSeq and is a predicted model, not a curated record. NCBI's taxonomy places the organism in Eukaryota, Metazoa, Chordata, Actinopteri, Salmoniformes, Salmonidae. Gene Ontology annotation, molecular function: DNA-binding transcription factor activity, RNA polymerase II-specific; RNA polymerase II cis-regulatory region sequence-specific DNA binding.
GAGAAUGUGGACGUCGAACAAAAUCAGCAGAACCAGUCAGUGCUUCCCUUGCGCUGUGGCUACAUGUGCGUUAUUGUUUAUCUUUCAAUGCAAAUGUGUUUAUUGCAAACGGGGAUUGCAAUUAUUUCCAGAGAUGACUGUACUGGCCUCUCAGUAAAUCGACUCUGAACACCCAUACCGCCUCAGAUUGUUGCCUUCGUCUUUGCAGAUGAUGACCAGCUCUGUCUUUAAAGGAGAGGACAAGACAUCCCCCACAGGGUUCCAGCCUAGAGCUACAAGACCCUCAGACAUUAGUUUAACAGAACAAGUUUCUCUGCCCAGAUUGAGACUAGGGGUAAUGUUCCCCUGCUCAGACGUUGCAUUCAUCAACCAAUGGUUGCCUGCCACGCCAUCAACUGUGUCAUCGACUGACAGAUUGCUAUAACAUGAUUUGGUUAGUUGAAACUUAAAAUACAUAUCCAGGCGCUGUGAGAUCAGGUCAGGCGUCAGCAACUUCUGAGCAGAGGAACGCGCCUUACAUUAACUCAAAGUGGAGGGAGGAGAUUCACUGCAUAGCGUUAACCUGAAUCAAAUCAAAAUGGCUGCUGUCGUUUCUUUACCUAUCGUGAGACUCCACAGACUAACAAAGGAUCAACUGUCUCUCGCUGCUCAGAAGAACAAUAACAAACCAGGCAGAAAACCAACAAAUAAGAAGAACUUCACCACCACCAGAGGAAAGAAACAAUCCACAGGAAAAGGAAAUGACUCUGCUGACAGCAACAGUGUUUCUAGCCAGGAAUCGCCGGCCCCUAAGCGGUGGAGUCGCCCCAAGGGAAGCAAAAACAAACCCAAAAUAACUCUCAAACUUUCCAAUGCCAUCUUGAGGCCUGACGAGAUAAAACAAGAGGUGAAACAAGAGAUGGACGAGCUGCCUAUCGAAAUGAGAAGUGAUGAACACUGGUUGAACUCUGUGAAGCCAGAGAGCUACGACCCAGAGAUAGGUAACACCAGGGGACCUACAGAGAGCGACCCCAGGACAGAUGCACAUCACUUGGGUAUCAAGACGGAGGAUGCCCCCCUGUACCACCAGGAUGUAGGGAGGCAGCUGCGGUCGUCUACCGUUCAGCUGUUCAAUCUGGCUGUGUUGCGGUCCGAGCCGGAAUGGUGGCCUCGCAACCAGAAGGUCCGCCGGUUCCCGUGUCCAGAUUGCGGCCAGAAGUUCUUCUCCAAAACCACACUGGAGUUACAUUCCCGGAUCCACACCCAGUACCAGCCGUACUCCUGCGAGGUGUGCCAUAAAACGUUCUCCCGGAAAGGCGGUCUGGUCGAGCACCGACCAAUCCAUGCGGCGGAACGCCCCUUCGCCUGCCUCCAAUGCGGCAGGACCUUCACAUUCAAAUCCAACCUGACCCGCCACAUGCGAUUCCACAGCGAUGCACGGCCCUACGUCUGCCCACAGUGCGGCCAAGGCUUCAAGAUCUCCGCCCAACUCAAGAGCCACAUGAUUUCCCACAGCGGGAAUAAACCGUACGUGUGCCCGGAGUGCGGCCAGAGUUUUGUCCGUUACAUGAGUCUGAAGUAUCAUCGGCUGAGCCACACCGGCGAGCGCCCGCUGUCCUGCCCAGAGUGUCCCAUGACCUUUGCCCGGCCGCACACCCUUAUGAUCCACCGGCGACAGCACACCGGGGAGACGCCAUAUUCUUGCCAGGACUGUGGGAAGAGGUUCAAACAGGGGUGCCAAUUGAAAGACCACGUUAGAAGGAAACACACAGGGGAGAAACCUUACAAAUGCUCCGAGUGUGACAAGUGCUUCGUCACUUCGGCGUCCCGUAAAGUGCACAUGGUUGUCCACACAGGGGAGAAGCCGUACAAAUGCACAGAGUGCUGUAGGAGUUACAGUCAGAGUGGGGGCCUGAAGAGGCACAGGUGUGAGCAGCAAACCAGGUGAGGGGAACCUUGGGGUAUGCCCCAAAUGGCACCCUAUUCUCUAAGUAGUGCACUAGGGACCAUAGGGCUCUGGUCAAAAGUAGUGCACUAUAUAGGGUUCUGGUCAAAAGUAGUGCACUGUAUAGGGAAUAGGGUGCCAUUUGGGACAUAGACCCAGUGUUCUGAGUGUAGGAACUGGAGAGUGGAUCCUUGAAGCAGCACAGGUGUAAGCAGCCACGUAGGUGACAGAAGCCAGGUGAGAGGAUUCUCAGGUGUCCUGAGUUGGGAAACUGGCCUUUGUUUAUACAGGAUUUAAAGGAGCAAUCUGGGAUUGGUACAUCCAUUUUUUUUAAACUUUGAUUCUUGAGGAAUAUAACUUAGAAAUGCCUCUUGAAUUUAGUUAUUGUUUUACCCCAUCAGACCUCUAAAUAUAUGAUCGCCUCACCAGGGAAAACAAUAGGCUGUUCCAUUGACUGUUAUAUCAGUUAUUGAACCCUCAAUAAAAUGAUCUGUUUUCACUGUGAUGCAGUCCCACUCUCACCUGAGGUGUGAUGUGAACGUACUGGGCCGGUUUCCCCAGACGCAGAUUAAGCCAAAUCCUGGAAUUAAAAGCAGGAGAAUCUCCAGUGAAAUAGGUUUUUAUCCUAGCGCUAGGCUUAAUCUGUGUCCAGGAAACCGGCCCAGUACGUUCACAUCACACAUCAGGUGAGAGUGGGACUGCAUCACUUUUUUCUUUACAUAGUUGAAUGUGCUGACAACAAAAUCACACAAAAAUAAUCAAUGGAAAUCCAAUUUAUCAACCCAUGGAGGUCUGGAUUUGGAGUCACACUCAAAAUUAACGUGGAAA